Molecule: messenger RNA, 1502 nt
Organism: Heterotrigona itama
Lineage: Eukaryota; Metazoa; Arthropoda; Insecta; Hymenoptera; Apidae
Source: the annotation of a GenBank genome assembly
AUGGGUAGUUUACUAAUGUUAGUGAAGUUUAGUGUAGUACUUCUCUUCUGUACUCUGGAUUAUACACGGGCUGACAACGAAUUACAAGGUAAUAAAAAUCCUCUAUACCUGUAUAAUGGUGUCUCAUACAUCAAACACACGUGGCUAUCCUAAUCUACAUACUUAUGUCAUUUCUUGACAUUUAAUAUUUUGGCGCCCUGAUUUGUCGUUAGAUCUCUCAAUAGGAUGCAAGCUGAAAGAAAUAAAAUGUUUUUCGAUGGUGUAAUUUGAGUCUUAUUCUCGUAGAUAUAAAUUUUAUAUCGUACAAAGUACAAAAUUACUUUUUAAAUCGUAUUUUUUUUAGCGAAUUUUUAUUUAUGUAAAUAAAAAUAAAUUCGGAUAUUAGUUUGCAUCGUGUAACUGUGCUUAUGUUAUGAAAAAUACUCUUUUUCUCUGUAUAUGAAACGCAACAGUGACUGAGUUCAUCUCGAAGUUAAUUGUUGUACAAUGCUUGCGAGUUCAUAGGCGCACUAUACCAGAAAUCCUCCUUUCAUAUCAACUCUGUUUCCUUAGUGCUCGUUGUAGUAUUGUUAUAUCAACAAUUAUUUGUGAAUUAUUUAUUAUUAUUUAUUAAUAAUUAUUUUCACAAAAUAACACUUGGAUUAUAAAAAUAAUUAAAAGUAAUUAAUUUUGAAGUAAUAGAUAUACAUACAUGCCAUAUCGAAGUUCACGUAAUUUGAGAUAUCGAUACAUUUUCGAUAUUCUGGAAAAUUUCAAAUGAUCACCUUUGUUUGAAAUUUAACGUGACAUAACAAAAUUUUAACAAAAAAUUUUAAUUAGAAAAUGUAUAUUAUGGUGACAUGAAAAUUUUUAAUGAUUUUAUGUAAAAUACAUACUUUUGUAAGUACUUCCGAGUUAUUAUCAUGUUUCCGUAAAAGCUUUCUAGUGUUUAGGAAAAUUAAUACUCUUGUCAGUUUGCGUAUAAGAAUGUUGGGGUAAAAAAAUUCUGACCAGUUUAUGAGAGUUUAAAUAUCUUUACUAAAAAUAAUUUUUGAACUAGGACGUCAAUGCACUUUAAUGUUGAAUAACUCUUUAAGGAAAGGAAAAAAUUAAAGAAUCUCAAAGAGUUCGAGCGCGUUAAUCAAAGUGUUAUAUAAUUAUAAAUUAUCAUGUAAUUACAAUUACACGAAUUACACACAAAUUACAACCUAUACAAAUUUUAUAUAAAUUCUUCGUCACGUAAUUAGUUAUCAAAGAUAGGAUUUGAAACAAUUGAUAUCGCCAUUUACUUGAAAAUUUUACAAAGAUUUUUCCUAUCAUUCCAUUUGAAUAAUGCCGGAUUACAUACUAAAAAAAAAAAGUAUAUAUCGUAUAUUAGAUUGUAAGAUAUAAUAAGUAAUAGAAGUGUGCCAUUAAUCAAGCCAAAGGAGGAGAUUAAACCGAUGUUUGGCUUGUUUGUGCAAGUGAAAGGAGACGAAGAUCGUUUUUACGUAGUUGGAAUACGGUUGUGUGCAGGUUCUCUA